UUCGAAAACUGUCAUAACAAAAGCCCAUCAUGUGUUAUUCUAUUAUUGGUGUUUAAAGAUUCACAAAUAGUUUGUUAAAUAUUAUCAAAAGUGAAAAUGGGUACCACAGGACAAUCAAUAACAUUAGCAAAUAGUAUAAUAGGAGUCGGUAUAUUGGCAAUGCCUUUCUGUUUUCAACAAUGUGGAGUAAUAUUAGCUAGUUUAAUACUUUUGCUAAUGGGAUUCGUUUCAAGGCUCUGUUGCCAUUUUUUACUUAAAUCUGCAAUCAUCACAAGGAGACGGACAUUUGAAUUUUUAGCAUUUCAUGUCUUCGGACCAGCGGGUAAGUUAGCCAUAGAGCUAGGUAUUAUAGGUUUUCUAAUGGGUACCUGUAUAGCAUAUUUUGUGGUUGUUGGUGACUUGGGACCUCAAAUCAUUGCAAAGAUGUUUAAUAUUAACCAAAGUGACAUUUUAAGAACCUCAAUAAUGGUAAUAGUGUCAUUAGUAUGUGUGUUGCCGUUGGGAUUAUUAAAAAAUGUUGACAGUCUGAGUAAUGUUAGUGCGGCAACAAUAUGCUUCUACUUCUGUUUGGUUAUUAAAGUGAUUUUCGAAGCAACAUCUCAGUUAUUGACCAGUGACUGGCACAUUCGUAUUGAGACAUGGAAGCCAUCCGGAGUCUUACAAUGUGUGCCUAUAUUCUCUAUGGCUUUGUUUUGUCAAACACAACUGUUUGAGAUCUUUGAGUCGCUGCCGUCUCUGUCAUUAGAGAAGAUGAACCUUGUGACAAAGAAUGCUAUCAACAUCUGCACAGCGGUGUACUUCACACUAGGCUUCUUUGGAUAUGUUGCAUUUAGUUCACAGAAUAUAUCAGGCAACAUCCUCAUGAGCCUGAGCCCAACGUUGGGCAGUGACGUCAUCAAACUGGGCUUCGUCAUGUCGCUCGCCUUCAGCUUCCCUCUUAUCAUAUUCCCCUGCAGAGCUAGUCUCUACUCCUUUCUAUACAAAAAGGUACAUCCAGCGCAACAUGACCAUAUCAUAAACCACUCAAUACCAGUUACAACUUUCCGUUGCAUCACAGUAGCAAUAAUUGCUGUUGCACUUUUUGUCAGUCUUUUAUUACCAGACAUAGAAGUUGUGUUAGGGCUCCUCGGGUCCACCAUCGGAGUCCUAAUCUGUGUGGUCUUUCCUGCGGCAUGUUUCAUCAAUGUCACCUUUAAGAAUACCAAUGAAAGAUUGCUGGCCAAAGUUGUAUUAGUACUGGGUCUGAUCAUCCUGGUGCUGGGUACGUAUGCCAACUUGCAGGCUGCGGAGAACAAGUACGAUGACAAACUUAUAACACAAGAGCGCAUCGACAAGAUUGUAGAGGACUUCUUUCAGAAGAUGGAGAAAGAUGAAGGUGUAAAACCGGCAGCCGGACUAAAAAGCGAUAUUAUAACGAAUAACGUUGAAGAAAAAGCCCCGAAGGAGAUCAUAAAAGAUUCAGAAGUACAGCCUCCCAACCCGAUACCACCCGAGUCGCAUUCCAAUGAAAAACCCCCCGAAAAUCCAAUACCAAUAAAUCCGAAGCUUAAACAACUCGAACCCGAACAAGAAUCUAAAAGAGACGCCAAAGUAAUAGGAAUUUCAGGAGAAACUCAUCCGAAAGAUUUAAAAAUGAAGUUAGAAGAAGCUAAACUAAAUAACGGGAAUGAUAAAAUUGAAACUAACAAUAUCGAGAAACCAAAGGAAAUUGUAAAACCAGAAUCCAGUCAGGAAAAGAUAGAUAUUCUAAAGAAACAACAGCUCAUAGAAACUAUAAAACAACACGGAGAAGAACAAAAAGAAUUGAUAAAAGAACAGAAAGAGAUUUUACAUAAAAUUAUGAAGACUAAAAAAGAGCUAGAGAAAGAUAAAAAAGAAAUAGAUGAUACUGAAGCUAAAAAGAUAGCAGUGGAAAGUAUACAAAAGAUUGCAAAUAUGGCGAUACAGAGUUUGUCCGGAGUUACUGACAAACCGGCAGCGCACAUAGAUGUAGCCGAUAGGAAAGAGGAACCUUUACAAAAGAUAGCCAAUGAAGCGGUCCAAGAAAUAGCCAAAAAAGCCGCAGAAACUUUAGAAGCUAUCGGAGAAAAGAAGGCACCUGAAGCAAAUUUGCCCAAAUCUCCAGAUGAAAUUAAAUCAGAUCAAAAGAUACAAGGAGAAAAAGUAGAAAACAAACCUGAUAAUAUUAAUAAAAUAAUCUCACAAAUACACAAUCUUCACGCUCAAAAUAGUUUACCUCAAGCAGUUAAACAGAACGAAGUCAAUCCACAACCGAUUCAACAAAAUAACAAACAAGAACAAAACCAACUUAUUCUUAAUAAACAAGAACAAAAUGCGAAGAAAGACAUUGAAAAACCUUUGUUAAAUGUAGAAGAUCAAAAUAAGGUGAACAAAGAACAUUUUCAUUCAGCUGAUGAACCACAAUCAUAUAAAGAAGGCGAAGAUUCUUUAAAAAGAAAUGUAGCAAGCAUUAGUAGUAUGGCGCAAAAUGUACCUUUGCCAAUAGCAUUAAAGGGUAAUCAAGAUGACGUUAAAUCAAAUAAUAUAGAACUAAAACCUGAUAAACAAAAUAAUAAUUUAAAAGAUAUUAAUGAAGCUAUUCCACAGAAUAACGAAAAUAAACCCAAAAAUGAUGAUAUUAAAACCCAAAAUAACCAAAAUAUUGAACCUGUAGUUUCUAGACAAAAGAGAGAAGUGAUCGAUUGUACGGAAAAGACAAUAUUGAAACCUGAAGAUAAACCAAUCUGUGAGAAAUUAAUAUCCAACAAGAAUGGUUUAACUAAAGAUGUCAAGAUAGACAUUGGUUUACCUGUAAACCUUCCUUUACAUUCUAAUAUACUGCGCAGAUCUCUAAAGAGUUAUAAAGAAGAUGUUAGAAGAUAAAAUUAUUUAUUUGAUAUUUUAAAUUAUUUUAUUUAUUAAAGAAUUAA
This is a messenger RNA of Papilio machaon (common yellow swallowtail), 2930 nucleotides long. RefSeq names its product putative sodium-coupled neutral amino acid transporter 10. Gene Ontology annotation, molecular function: amino acid transmembrane transporter activity. The coding region runs from base 97 to 2883 and encodes 928 amino acids. NCBI's taxonomy places the organism in Eukaryota, Metazoa, Arthropoda, Insecta, Lepidoptera, Papilionidae. The transcript has 10 exons. Gene Ontology annotation, biological process: amino acid transmembrane transport. The record is from RefSeq and is a predicted model, not a curated record.